This is a messenger RNA of Cyclopterus lumpus (lumpfish), 2598 nucleotides long. It is a transcript of the gene cdip1, whose product is annotated as cell death-inducing p53 target 1. Gene Ontology annotation, molecular function: zinc ion binding. Bases 423 to 1046 code for a protein of 207 amino acids. The transcript has 6 exons. Gene Ontology annotation, biological process: tumor necrosis factor-mediated signaling pathway; intrinsic apoptotic signaling pathway in response to DNA damage by p53 class mediator. The record is from RefSeq and is a predicted model, not a curated record. Lineage: Eukaryota; Metazoa; Chordata; Actinopteri; Perciformes; Cyclopteridae.
AGUUUAUCUCUCCUGCUGCACCGUCACGGACGUCACGGUUCACGGGGCACCAAAGACGGUUCAGUCGUUUCAGUAAAACGUUUCUAAACAUUUUCUUCAGGCUGUCGGUUUUUUUUUUUGCUCCGAGAAUGGCGACGCUAGCUUAACGACAAGCUAGCUGAGAAAAAAACAACAACAAAAAACACUACAACAACAACCUUGACUUCAAAGUUAUCGGCCCGUUAACCGGCUGGAAACGGACCAACCAUCGCUUGUCGGUCGCGUCUCGACCUGUUUGUCUCCUUCGCGUUAUCGGAGUCAGGUUGUGGCCAGAUUCCUCAAGUGGAGUCUUUCUUUUCCCAGUUGCAGAAUAAAAGUCCAGAGGAGAGUUCUGCUGGUAGCCCCGUGUCCAACCCCUUUCCCUUUCCAGACAUCCGGCCAGUAUGUCCAGUGAUCCUCCUCCUCCGUACCCUGGUCCCAGUGCCCCACUCAUUGAGGAGAAGAAUGGACAACCUGUUACAGGUCCUGUAAGAAAUGUUCCUAUACAAGGACAGCCCUUGCCUCCAGACUACGGUCCUCCACCCUAUGAGGCCACACACCCAGGCUUCCUUCCACCACAUGUCCCUGGAGAGGGGCCCAUGCCCAUGCCCAUGCCUCCACUACAAGGUGGCCACUACCCGCCUCCGCCCGGUCACUUUCCUCACCCGAUGACAGGAGAGAUGGGCCCUGGUAUGGGCCCUGGUCCCAGUCAGUUUGUCCACAUGGGAGGUCACACAGCGACCGUCCUGGCUCCUCCUGGAGCCGCCACCACUGUGACCGUACUGCAGGGGGAAAUGUUCCAGACCUCACCGGUGCAGACUGUUUGUCCGCACUGUCAGCAGGCGAUCGUCACCCGCAUCUCCCACGAUGUUGGCCUCAUGAACUCACUCUUCUGCCUCUUCUGCUUCUUUGUAGGGUGUGAUCUUGGCUGCUGCUUGAUUCCCUGUCUGAUUGAUGACCUCAAGGAUGUGACACACACCUGCCCUUACUGUAAGGGCUACAUUUACACAUACAAGCGUAUAUGCUAACCACCGACAGCUGUAUGCUAGAGACAUGUACAUGCCCACAUGUAAACUCACAGCUCCCCCUGCUGGUGGUGACAAGCUCCCCCUCCCCUUUUUGCAAAGUGUUGUGAAGCCCUCUUAAAUAGCGCCGUUUUCUCAUUAGUUCAGAAUAUUUACUGUAUAUAUAUUUCAUCAUUAUUUCAUGUAUUAACAUGCAUUUGAAAUGUACAAAUCUCACCGAACUACAGAAGAUGUAGGGCACUAAAGCAUACACACAAAUGGAUAGGCAGCAGGUGCAUCUAAACCCGGAAAGAAAGGCUUGUGAUGUUGCGCAUGUUAACGGGGUAAAAAAUAUCUGGAUCGACAGGCGGCCUCGUUUAGCAAAAGCUGUGAAAAUGGUCCCUAUUUAUUUGAAUCUGUGAAUCUUGCUGAAAAGCAAGUGUAUUGAGGACAAACAUGCUGGGUUAGCCUGCUCGUUUGUUUUUGUAUUUAUUUCAAAUAUUUUAUCUGCUAUUUUAACAAGUUAAUAUUGAGAACUGUGAACAUAUUUUUGUCCAUGUCUGCUCAUUUUGUUCGAACAGACAGUUUUCCUUUAUCAUUAUCCCUUUUUGAAUGUGAGCAAACUAACGAACCAUUUUCAGCUAGAUAGUGAUGUAUUUGCUGGUUUGGGAAUGCCCAAAAUUGAUGUUACUUGCUAUAUUUCUUCUUCUGGGCUUCAUUCAGUAGUCACUGUUCAGUGAUUUACGGUUACUGCCCUCUGUCCAUGAUGUACUUAAUUUUGAUAAUAAAGCCAAGAUUUGCACUUUAAGUUGGAAUUUAAUUUCCCCCGCUGAUACAUAUAUAUUAACUGUCAACCCCAGCGAUUUUAGUCUGAGAGAUUUGGGCAUUCUCGUUACAUGAGUAACAGCACUGUAUCAUUUUAGUAGUUGACAGUUUUACUAAUGCUGAUAGACGCACUGACAAUUUAGCAAUCAUGUCCUCUCUAUUAAAAAAAGUAAGUUGGCAAACACAUUACAGUGGUGGCCCCAUCGUCAUCACAUUGUUUAGCCUGUAACACUUUAAUAUGGCAUAAGCCCGUUAAGAUUACCCGCAUUCCUAAGAUGCAUGUUAGAUAAUACCGAUGUCUUUUGACCAAUACUGAAUAGUGACCCCCUCUGCUAGGAAUAAGCUUAAAAAUAAAUGAUUGUAUCACAUUGUGACGCCAUUAAGAUUACUACUAACAAUGAAACGACCAUUGUAUGCCCACCACAGCAUGCUCGAUCUGCAGUUCACCUUCACCCAAAGUGCAGUUUGUCUGCAUGAGCCACACAUCAAAAUAAAUAAUUCUCACGGGCUAGUUUCUUGACUCUAUGCAUUUGAUUAAUUUUCUUCUUGAGGCUAGCAAAACUGUGCAAGAAAGUACUUUUUGAGUUGAAGGAUUGCAUCGAACUUUUAAUACAAAGUACUGUAUGCCAUUGUUGUGGAUAAUGCUGGUCUGCAUUGCUCUCUAAAUGUCUGUGAUAUGUAUAACUAUGAGUCAACAUUUGUUUGACCGUUGUAUACAGGUAUUAUUUUAUCAAUAAAAAUCAGAACAUGA